AUGUCAGCAUUUAUCCAGAAAACAAAACCAAUAGUAUCUUGUUUAAUGUUAUUGCGUCAAUUUUUUCGUUGUAUGAAUAAUAAGAAGAACAAAGAAGACUUUUCAAUUCCGUUAUGGGAAUAUAAUAACCAAACAUAUGCAUGGUCACAAAAAUCACCUUAUCAAAACAAAACAACGAUCGAAUGGAAAUAUUUUCGAGUUCUUACAUAUAAUAUUUGGUUUUCGAAAAAUUAUCAAUCAAUGCGUUUUAAUGGUCUUUGUGACAUAUUAAAUAAAUCUCAACCACAAAUAAUUGGUUUACAAGAAAUGACGAAAAAUAUGCUUCAACAACUUAUUGCACAACCAUUUGUUCAAGAACGAUACUAUGUAUCCGCGAUGGAUGGGUGUGGGUAUACAUUUGAAAUUUUUCGUUCAUUCUAUCAUUUUGUGUCAUCUAUUGUCAGUGAAUCUCGUUUUAUAUCUGCAUUACGAACAAAUUCCUAUACGAGAAGUAUUCCUGGUAGUAAUAUUUCUGUAACAUUUUCUGCCAUUUAUCCACAGCAAGUUAACCUCAAUCAAUCGUCAUCGAUAUCGAAUGAAACAUGUCGAUGUGAUCGUACAACUAAUUGUAUUUAUCCAGCCGGCAUUUAUAAUGAAUCACGAUCUAUUAUUCCCAAUGAAGUUUUUUCAUUUGAGGCAUUGCCGACUUUCAUUGUACCAGGAUUUCAAGUUGGAUGUAUACCUCAAAAUGCAUUGCUUCAAUCAACAUUGGAAUGUUUAUAUAAUCAAUCAUGUUUAGACAUCCUUAUUUCGUUGACUGGUGCUGUUCAAACUACUUCAGCUCUAAAUAUUUCAAACUCAUUUUCAAAAUUCAAUCCGACAACAACUAUUGGGAUUCUUUUUGAUAAUCUGAUGAUCGAAUCUUGGGAAAACUCUACUGAUUUUGCCACUUAUUUCCAAAAAUGUGCACCCAAAGCCUGUUCAUAUUCAUAUGUACAACGGUUCUUUCUCAUUUACAUGAUUACUACAUUGGCUAGUAUCUUUGGAGGACUAAAUAUAGCAUUACGUAUAAUAUCGCCAUUGUUUGUCAAAUUCAUUUUACGUUUAUCUUGCCGACGAGUUCGAACUCUAGAAGCUGAUGCAGAACAUGGUCCAAAAAGAAAUUUACAAGAUCAUGUAAGCAAUUUCAUUAAGCUAAUUUUUGACAAAGUUGUUACAUUGAAUUUAUUCAAAACAACAUUCGCCAAUGUUCAGCAUGUUAGUUCACAACAAGUCAUUGUUAGAAACCCAAGUCUAGAUCAAUUUAAAGAUCUUCAUGACACGUAUUCAUCAAUGCUAUCAUGUCCAUGUCGUCGUUCAUUAAUACCUCGUUCAACAUUCUUCUUUUGCGAAGCAUAUUUCCAUCCCUUUUGUAAAAGUAGUUUUGUUCGUGAUGAUCGUUGGCACCAAUAUUGGACAAUGAGAUUUCUUAAUGGUACUGUCGAUCCUAUGCCACCAUUUUAUUGGACUGAUUUUCGCAAAAAUGGAAUGAAGUUUUUUAAUUAUGUUAAAAUAUUUUGUGACAUGGCCAAUAGAAGGUGGUCUGAAAUAGUGAAUUCGUUUCAAAGAGAAUAUCUUUUGUCUUUUCAACCCAUGACCGAAGAACAAUUCAAUGAAACAAUUAUCUAUUGGGAGGGUCUUCUUAGGGGCAAGAUCUACGAAAUAUAUUAUACGGAAUCAUCUCCAGUAGAAGAAAGCAUUCGAAAUAAUGAAUUAAUAUCAUUUGAUUUUAUUGAUCCUUCUAUCAUAUCCAGACAGAUCAAUAACACAUGGACUUUGAAGUAUGCUACAGGUAACAUCAAUAACUAUUUUCGUACACCAUGCGAUUGUAUGCAAGUUAUUCCUUGUUUAAAACCGUUGGGUUUCUAUGGUAAUUCAUCUUCAUAUACACAAAUAGAUACUGUACCACAUGAAAUAAUUCCUGGCCUAUAUCUUGGUUGUCAAUUUUUAGAUUUUAAAUAUUCUACACUAGAAUGUUUUUACAAUGAAUCAUGUGUUCAGAUGUUGAUUGAUCAUCGUCUUUAUGGUUAUGAAAAUAUCUAUUUACCAAUUGAUUUGAGUCAUAUAACAGCACUUAAUCCGGAUGAAAUCAUGAUUCUUUGGACUGAUUCUCCGUUAUAUGGUUUUCUCGUGCAGUCUUUGAUGUAUGACUGGGUCUAUAAAGGAAAUUAUACAGUAUACUUUGCUCAAUGCCAACCAGAGAUAUGUACUUAUACAAUAGGUCAGAAAUUAAAUCCUAUUGGUCGUAUUAACUUAGUUAUUGGCCUGAUUGGAGGAUUCACUGUUAUACUUCACCUCUUAAUUCCAUCAUUUAUUAAAAUUAUCUAUCUGAUUUAUCAUUUGUGCUACCAGCAAACACGAAAUAAUCCUUUACGUUGGAGAAUGAUUAUUUCCUAUAUUCGAGAUGAAAUUUAUCGCAUGAAUGUAUACCGAACAAAAAGACAAGUGGAAUAUCAACAUUUAGCAACAAGAAUCUAUAUUGUUCUACUUAUUCUAUCUUUCGUGAUUAUCUCAGUUUUCGUUCGAUUUCAGUAUCGAACAGUAUUCAUAAACAUAGAUUCACCAAAUGAAACAUACUUUGCAUUUCUUCACAGCCAAUAUUCUGAUCGUUUAUCCUGUCCUUGUACAAAUAUAACAAUUUCUUUUGCAAGUGUUGCCACAUUCUUCUCAGAAACAACACAAGAAGCUUGCUUUCAGAGCAAUCCACCCCUGAUUUUCAUGGCGCCAUGGAUGCUACCAGCAAUACUCUGGGAAGAAUCUGAUUGGACUCUCAUCCGACCACAAUUUCGUAUCCUAUAUUACCGAUGUUCGUUCGAGAUUAUGGAUGUAACCGGGUAUUUAUUAUCUAUGGUUAUUAGACCUUUAGUAUCAGUUGAAGCAAUGACCUUAGAAACAUUCAAUGUAUCGUUCAAUUCGUUUUUCACUGGCAGAGAUAGAAAUUCUUUGAUCUCACCAGAUAAUGCUUUUAAAUUCGUUUGUGAUAUGCUUCAAGCAAAUCAAUUUCAAAACCGAUAUAUGACAAGUUGGAAAGCUGAAUAUUCGAGCUUAGAAGAAAAUUAUAUUCUUCGUAGCAGUCCAGUUUCAUUAAAUAAUGGUAUGUGUUUUUGUCCAAGUGGUAAAUCAAAUUGUACAAAAAUACCUAUUUAUUAUGAUCAGACUGGUAAUUCAAGUGUAUUUCCAGUUGUUGAAAGUUCCAAAAAGGAAUAUGGUUAA
Molecule: messenger RNA, 3231 nt
Organism: Rotaria sp. Silwood2
Lineage: Eukaryota; Metazoa; Rotifera; Eurotatoria; Philodinida; Philodinidae
Source: the annotation of a GenBank genome assembly